Candida albicans SC5314 is the source of this 3324-nucleotide messenger RNA. RefSeq lists its product as uncharacterized. The record is from RefSeq and is a predicted model, not a curated record. The transcript has a single exon. NCBI's taxonomy places the organism in Eukaryota, Fungi, Ascomycota, Pichiomycetes, Serinales, Debaryomycetaceae. Bases 1 to 3324 code for a protein of 1107 amino acids.
AUGCCACCUGAAGAAUUACAUGACAGCGAUUUACUGUCAGUUGCAUCCUCAACUACACCCUCAACGGUUCAACAAUCUUUAGAGAAUGAAAAUAUUCCUGUUCAGUUAGAUGAGCUGAAAAUUGUCGGAGAUAAUACUGAAAACUAUAUUGUGAAUGCAUACUUCCCUGAAGGUGACGAGCGUAAUCUCGCCUAUACAAUUGUGAAAGAAGAACCUGAAAUAAAACCUAGCUUGUGGAACAAGUUUGUGGAUUUUGUUUGGCCUGAUUACAUUCUCAAACAUUUAGAUUAUCCUUCCUUCAAAAUUACAUUUCGUAGCUGGUGCCAAUUGUGGGUAUGCACAGUGUUAACAAUUAUCCCAGCAACAAGUCAUUGGAUGGGCGGUGCUGCAUACUUGAUAAUUGUUUUAGGGUUUAUCACCGUUUCUGGGGGGACCUCUAUCGCCAUGAAUACACUUUCCAGUAUUGCGGGGUUUAUUGGUGUUAUUAUUGCAUUCCUUCAUCAUGUGAUUACAACAAAAAUUAUAAACCACAUCCAUCAUGGUAUCACACCUGAAACACUUACCAAAAACUUGAUAGAUGAAGGUCUUUGUCACUUUGAUUCCGGUUUAGAACAAUGUAUCCAAGAUCAAAUUUUCACUGGUAGAUACAUCACCACUACUGGUUCAGCUGUCACCAUUCUUUCAAUAAUCACAUGCACAUUCAUUGUCGGUAACAUGAGAGAACAUAUGCAUCCAUUGUGGGCAUUGGUCUAUGUCUCUGGUCAGAUUGCAAUUUGUAUAUUUGCCUGUUACGGCCAUUUUCUGCCGUUGUUUGAUCCUUUGGAAAUUGGUUAUGUCGUUAUCAAACCUUUUGCAUUAGGGUUCAUUGCAAAGAUAGUUUCAGCCUUGCUUGUGUAUCCAACCACAUCAAACUGGACCUUCUUCAAUGGUUACACUAAAAUCUUGAAAGGAUUGAAAUCGUCUCUGGAAAAGAAUGCCAAAUUCUUUAAAACCAUGAAACCUUCAGCAUCCAAUUUUGGAAACUAUAAAAUGUUUAAAAAAGAGAUACUCAAGCUUCGUGGGUCUAUGGCACCCUUGGAAAUAGUUGCAUCGACAAUCUGGUUAGAAUACUCGUAUGGGAGAUUUGAUGUUGGUGAUGUGGGAGAGUUUAGAUCCCUUUUAAAGAAUUUAUUUACCUCAUCAUCAACUUAUACUUAUUUUUAUCAAUUGUUGGAAGAACGAACUCAUUUUGUUAGAAACGAAUUUGCUCUUGUAAGAAAGAGGUCUAAUGCUUCUUCUCAAUUUGCCCGAAAACCAGCAUUUGAUAAAACCGACCUUUCCUACACAGAUGUGGCAGAAUACGAGUUGAGACAGAGACUGAAAAUCAUGAAAAGUAGAAUAAUACUUCAAGGGGAAGAAGACAGUAGACUUACAACUAUAGUGAUUGAUGAGAUGGCGACCAGAAUCUCUCAGUAUUUUGCAGGAUUAUUGGAUAAUGCUGAUACCGGCAUUGAAGUUAUAGCUGAGUGGUUGGAAGCCGCCAAUGAUUUCAGAAUAUUCUCCUGGGUUCCUGGUCAAUGGAGCAAACAUGUGUCGUUGCAAGAACAAUUGAAUUCAAAAGUCAAGGUAGUGAAGCUGGAAUUGGAAAUUGAACUAGCCAAGUUUGAUAAUGUGGAAACCCUUAAAAAGAUUAUGAUUGAUACUUCAAAACCCGAGAAAGAAGUUUUAUUUUUGAUUAGUCAGGGUGUUUUUUUCUUGCAGAUUGUCAAACAUCAAUGUGAGAACAUUCUCAAAGUAUUAGACUAUUGUCUUGAACUUGACGAAAGAAGGCCAACACCUAAAUUUAUCACCUAUUUCUCAAAGACAAAGUACUCGGAACCAAAGCAUUUGUCUAAUAAGAUUGAUGUGACAAAUCCUGGACUGGAAAAUAUUGUACGGAAAAGAAAUGCCGAUACUUUGCCUCCGAUCAACUUGUUCCAGUAUAUUGGGUACCUAUUCACUAAAUUGUACAAGUACCUUAUCAGCAACGAAUUCUGGUUUUGGAUAAAAGUGGGUGGAAUCAUCACUAUCGGGGCAAUACCUUAUUUUGUAAGGCCACUUGCAAACUUGUACUACAGAAACAGGAUGAUUUGGUUGGUUAUUGUGAUUGCGGUAUCCAUUAGUGAAAAUACUGGAUCAUCAGUUUAUGUUGUCUUCGCAAGAUUGUGCUACUCUUUCUUUGGUGCUGUGGUGGGUAUGGUUGCUUGGUACAUUUCAUGUGGCAAUGGACAAGGUAAUUAUUAUGGGUACGGGGCAGUUACGGCGGUUCUUUUCAUGUAUUUCAUAUAUUUUCGCCACUUUUCCGUUCACCAAACGCUAUUACCUCAAAUAUUGUACUCGGUCACUGCAGUUUUGGUCUUGGGCACUUCCUGGGUUGACGCAAAAUACAACAAGUUAGCUAAUGUUGAUGUUGGUUAUAAACCAGCGUAUUUGAGAUUCAUAGGUGUUGCCAUUGGGUUAUGUCUUGGUAUGUUGGCCGUGUUGCUUCCAAAACCUAUUUCAUCAAAAGCAAUUGUUCGUAAUGUUUUGGCAAAGACCAUAUCUGAGACUGGUAACAUACAUUGUGAUGUAGCAAAUUUUGCUUUGGCCCGUCUUGAAACCCCUGACUACAAUAUAAAGGGCAGGCAAGAUGCCGUUUUAAGCAACUAUAGUUCUUUGUUAAUGAGAAUGGCAGGGUUGUCAAAGCUCAUGUCAUUGAAGCUUGAAGUUCCGAUAGCAGGAUACUGGCCGGAAAGCAAAUACAAACGAUUGCUGGGUUUGGUAACUGACGUUAUUCAGCUCUACCUUAUGUUGUCGAGUGCUCUUCAAGGGUUGGAUGGCCCUGAGAAAUGGUUGCCGGUGGUUAUAAAGAGAGUUGGAUUCUGUUUUCCAGACUUGCAAGCAGAAGUAUUUGCUACUAUUCAUAUGGCAUCCGAUGCUUUAAGAACAAAGCAAGCUUUACCUAAAAUCACAGAGGCCAAUAUCUCACUUAAGCAUAUGGAAUUGUUAAGACAACAAUGGGGGUUGAGAAGGAUUUCUUUAAGUGAGAGAUUCUACUGUGAUAGUGCCAUCAAUAAUAACAACGAGAACACUCUGAAAGAAUUAGAUCACUACAAACUUUUCAGUAACGAUGGUCAGUUGAAUAUUAUGUCCUUGCUAGUAGCUCACAUGAUUUACAAUCGUUUGGAUGAGAUCAUGAUUUUAGUCAAAGGAUUAGUUGGAGAAAUCUAUGACUUGAAUGAAAGGAUAUUGGUUGACGAAGAUGACUACUUUGAAUUCAAACAAGAUUUGGAAUUCUCUGAUGAUAAAGAAAAUAGUGCAUUCUAA